AGAACCGCCCUGCAUCAGUCUGAGAGCACUCCUCUGUUUGGGAGAGCAGGCAGUGAGCACUUCCCAAAAAACUUCACACAACUUUUGCCACCAUACUGACUGGACGACCGUUACGCUCCACUUUUUUUUUUUUUAGCAUCUAUGAAGCUGCAGGAUAUGUUUAAAUAAGGACAAUAAGCGCACUGAGAGCUUUAUGGACCAAUGAUGAAUUCAAAUGUGAUCAUCCUGAGGCGGCUGUUUUAGGAUGCCAGUCCCCUGAGUCCAGUGCUGUGGCGCCCUCUGCCGUUUGAGCGAGGGAACUGGGUGGUGGUGGGGGGUGAAGAGGCAGCAUGGGUACCCAGCCGGAAGAAGGUAUGAACAUGGUCAUCGUGAACCAUUACAACAACUCAGGCAAGUGGGAACGGACCCGUGGCGGCGGCCCCUGCAAGACAGCGGUGCUGCUGCUCAUCUGCGUGCUGAUCGUUCUGGAGAACCUGACGGUGCUGCUGGCCCUGUGGAGGAACAAGCGUUUCCACAGCCGCAUGUAUUUCCUCAUCGGCAACCUGGCGCUGUCCGACCUGCUGGCCGGCGUGGCUUACGUGGUCAACAUCUUCACCUCGGGGAGCAGGACCUACUUCCUGACGCCAGCUCAGUGGCUGGCCCGGGAGGGGAGCAUGUUCGUGGCCCUCAGCGCAUCCACCUUCAGCCUCCUGGCCAUUGGGAUAGAGCGCCACAUGACCAUGGUGCGUCUUCGCCCGUGCGAGACGGCCAGCCGCGGUCGUCUCCUGGGCCUCUUGGCGGCUUGCUGGCUGGUGUCGGUGCUGCUCAGCGCCCUGCCCAGCCUGGGCUGGAACUGCUUGGACGACCUGGACUCGUGCUCCACGGUCCUGCCGCUGUACGCCAAGAGCUACGUGGCGUUCUGCAUCAGCGUCUUCAGCGCCCUGCUGGUGGCCAUCGUCAUCCUCUACAUCCGGAUCUAUCGCCUGGUGACGUCCAGCGGGCGCAGGGUGAGCAGCCGACCUUCCGAGUGCUCCCUGGCCUUGCUGAGGACCGUGGUGAUCGUUCUCGGGGUGUUUGUGGUGUGCUGGGCGCCCCUCUUCAUGCUGCUGCUUCUGGACGUGGGCUGCAGCCGCAACGGGUGCGCCGUUCUCUACGAGGUGGACUGGUUCAUCGCCUUGGCCGUGCUCAACUCGGCCCUCAACCCUCUCAUCUACACGUUGUCCAGCAGGGAGAUGAGGGCCGCCUUCUUCCGCCUGCUCUGCUGCUGCCAGAGUGGCGCCGAGUCCACCGGGACGCCCGCGGCGGGUAGCCCCAACCUGGGCACGGCGGGGCCCACGGCGGAGAACAGCAAGAGCAGCAUGGGAGGAGGAGGAAAGGCCACCUUGAACAAAGGGGUCAAUGCGGAUGAGAAGCGCGGUGAUCCCGCCGCCACCGCGCUGCCUCACCCGGCGGGACCCGCUGAGCUGCUGUCCGCCGUGCUGGUGAAGGCCGGGGCCCUUGGAAAGUUCUGACAGAAAGAAAGUCCAGAACAUUAGGCACACUAGCUAAUGCAAUAUUUCCUAACCUUGAGUAAGGCACAUAUUUUACAGGCGGAAAAAUACAUCCAACAAAAAUGGCACAAAAAGAAAUAUAACUUCUGGAUUCAAAUUCAACGUAUUUUAAAAAUAUAUAUAUUUAUGACAACCAAAUCUAUAAUGUGGCCCAGUUCCAGCGAUAAAAAUGUGUUCACCUUGGGGGCCUUUUAUUUCUUAAUUAUUUGAUCCAGCUUUUGCAUUAGACACAGUGUUCCUAAUAUUACGGCUGCUGAGAGGCUCACAAUGCACUAUGGUCAGUUUGAUUUGGAUGAGGAUAAAAUGAAUCCAGAUUCUAGACUAAUGAAAGCCACUAUGUACAACAAAUGUAAACUUUAACGUGUUUGUAUUUAAAAUGUUUCAUGGACUAAAAGAAGAAAAAAAAAAAAGAAGCGUUUCCAGCUUGUGUUGAGGCUGUUUGAUUUUUUUAAAUGUAGAAUUUAGUUAGGCACUUUUUGUUUGCUCGUUUUGCAUGUGCUAUAUGCAACCCGGCAGCCCCGCCCACCAACACACACACAACUUGAUUGGUAUAUUUUCUGUGAAAACGUUUGUUGCACUCACCCGAGGUGGAUUUUGUGCUCUAUGUGCAUAACAGCCACCAUGGUACUGGGAUUGUAAAUGGGAUGAUUCGAGUCAGGAAGAUUUAAGAAAUGUAUUUUUAUUUUCUAAUGAGGGGGAUGAGUUCUGCUCUUGGAGCUUUACCACUACUGGUGCAACAACCACAUUUGUCCUGAUGGUGGCGGUAGAGCGCCACCUUUUGAUGCGCUCUCAUUAGACAUUUUGUCAAUUAUCUUGUGACCAAGUUUCUUCAUCAGCAUAUCUAGAAACCACUCGGACAUCAACUAACCACUAGUAGUGAUUAGCAGUGCUGGAUGCAAAUGAUUUCAUUGUGGUAGUCUGGUUCCAUGAUCUAGUCAAUAAAAUAAAUAGCUGAUGUUUGUCAGA
Molecule: messenger RNA, 2495 nt
Organism: Syngnathus typhle (broad-nosed pipefish)
Lineage: Eukaryota; Metazoa; Chordata; Actinopteri; Syngnathiformes; Syngnathidae
Gene: s1pr3a
Product: sphingosine-1-phosphate receptor 3a
Exons: 2
Coding region: 330-1490 (386 amino acids)
Biological process (GO): G protein-coupled receptor signaling pathway
Cellular component (GO): membrane
Molecular function (GO): sphingosine-1-phosphate receptor activity
Source: RefSeq, a predicted model, not a curated record